Molecule: messenger RNA, 3849 nt
Organism: Austrofundulus limnaeus
Lineage: Eukaryota; Metazoa; Chordata; Actinopteri; Cyprinodontiformes; Rivulidae
Product: unconventional myosin-Ic
Exons: 32
Coding region: 501-3638 (1045 amino acids)
Biological process (GO): actin filament organization; endocytosis; actin filament-based movement
Cellular component (GO): plasma membrane; actin cytoskeleton; myosin complex
Molecular function (GO): ATP binding; actin filament binding; microfilament motor activity
Source: RefSeq, a predicted model, not a curated record
CAUCUUGUGAUUUCUGUUUUCUUUUUUAAGCUGCACAGUGAUUACAUCUUUGAGGAUCUUGGUAACAUUUUCCAGCGCCUCUCAGGUUCCUUUCUUUUUCUUUCUUUUUCUUUUUUUUUUGUUUCCAUCCAGCAGCAUACUUUCCUCUGCCUAUUUUUCCCCCCCUGUUUCAGUGUGACGUGUGAGGAAAAGCUCCUGCCCUUGUUUCUUGCAGUGAAGUUUACAGAGUGCCAGGAGAAAGACCUGUGGAAGUGGUGCACGUUGACUCUGACCUGUUGUGGAGCAAGAUGGAUUUGAAGGUGUGAACGAGAGCAUUUCUGGCUUUUCUCCUGUACAGGAGACGAGGAGGGGAGGACAAACAGGGAGAGGCUGAAAGAAAGUCACUGUCGCCCAUGGACAAAGGUGAAUGAGAAGGUCCAGUUGAGAAGUCUGUUUGACAGAAGAGGAGGAGGAGCACCAGCCUGAGGGGAAACCACCACAAACUCUCCUAACAAGUCAGGAUGAGGUACCAAGGCAGGGAAGUGGAUGUUGAAGGACGGGUGCGUUUGGUGAUGGAAAGYGCUCUAACGGCCCGCGACAGGGUCGGCGUGCAGGACUUUGUCCUGCUGGAGAACUACAACAGUGAAGCGGCUUUCAUCGAGAACCUGAGGAGACGCUUCAGAGAAAACCUCAUCUAUACGUACAUCGGCUCRGUGUUGGUGUCAGUGAACCCUUACAAAGAGCUGGAGAUUUACUCCAAGCAGCAGAUGGACCGUUACAGAGGGGUCAGCUUUUAYGAAAUAUCGCCUCACAUCUAUGCCAUCUCAGACAACACAUACCGGGCCAUGAAGACAGAGAGGAAGGAUCAGUGUCUUCUUAUAUCYGGUGAGAGUGGAGCAGGUAAAACCGAGGCCUCCAAGAAGAUUCUCCUGUACUAYGCUGUCACCUGCCCCACUAACGACCGCAUGAAGACCCUCGGUGAUCGCCUCCUGCAGUCCAACCCAGUCCUGGAGGCGUUCGGUAACGCCAAAACACUGAGGAACGACAACUCCAGUCGCUUUGGRAAAUACAUGGAUAUCCAGUUUGACUUUAAGGGAGCACCAAUAGGCGGUCACAUCCUGAACUACCUGCUGGAGAAAUCUCGAGUCGUGCACCAGAACCACGGCGAAAGAAACUUCCACGUCUUCUAUCAGCUCCUGGAUGGAGGCGACGACGACCUGCUCAGCAACCUGAACCUGGAGAGAAACCCUCAGAGUUAUCGCUACCUGGUCAAGGGAAACUGCCCCAGAGUCAGCUCUAUAAGCGACAAGAAUAAUUGGAAAGUUGUGACGAAAGCACUGAGUGUGAUCGGCUUCACCACAGAAGAAGUUCAGAYGCUGCUGAACAUCAUCGCCAGCGUUCUCCAUCUGGGUAACACGCUCUUCGGGGAAGGGGAGGAGGGAGAAACUUACAUCACCACUGAGACUGAGCUAUCAUGUCUCGCGAAGCUGCUGAGUGUGGACRGCUCAGCCCUGAAGGAGGCACUCACUCAUAAGAAACUGACAGCCAAAGGAGAGGAGAUGAUCAGCCCGCUAAGUUUUGAGCAGGCAGUGUCUGCUCGGGAUGCUCUAGCCAAGGCCGUGUAUGGUCGGACCUUCAACUGGUUGGUGGAGAAGAUCAACCAGUCGCUGGCUGUGAAGGAUGAAAUCUAUCACACCAGCAAAGGCUCUUCAGUUAUCGGGCUUCUAGAUAUCUAUGGCUUUGAGGUCCUGCAGCACAACAGUUUUGAGCAGUUCUGCAUCAACUACUGCAACGAGAAACUGCAGCAGCUGUUCAUCGAGCUCACGCUCAGAUCUGAGCAGGAGGAGUACGAGACCGAGGGGAUUGCAUGGGAGCCAGUGCAGUACUUUGACAACAAGAUCAUCUGUGACCUGAUAGAGGAGAAACACAAAGGCAUCAUCUCCAUUCUGAACGAGGAGUGUCUGAGACCUGGAGAAACUUGCGAYGCCUCAUUUUUAGAGAAGUUAGAGGACACGGUGGGCGGUCAUCCCCACUUUAUUACGCACAAGUUGGCAAAUGGAAAAACGCGCAGGGUAAUGAGCAGGGAGGAGUUCAGGCUGCUGCACUAUGCAGGAGAGGUCAACUAUAAUGUUAACGGUUUCCUGGACAAGAAUAAYGAUUUGUUGAACAGGAACCUGAAGGAGGUUAUGUGCCAGUCAGACAACCAGAUCCUGAGCUACUGCUUCCGCAAAGAGGAAGUGAUCGACCAGAAACGUCCAGAGAUGGCUGCGUCUCAGUUCAAAAACAGCCUGAUGAAACUCAUGGAGAUCCUCAUGUCCAAAGAGCCGUCCUAYGUGCGCUGUAUCAAACCCAACGACGCCAAGCAGCCAGGACGGUUUGAUGAGGUUCUGGUGCGACACCAGGUGAAGUAUUUGGGUCUGAUGGAGAACCUGAGGGUCAGGAGAGCCGGCUUUGCUUACCGUCGUCGCUUUGAGGCCUUCCUGCAGAGGUACAAGCCUCUGUGUCCGGAGACGUGGCCCAGCUGGCCGGGCAAACUGGUGGACGGUGUGUCCACACUGGUCAACCACCUUGGCUACAAACCAGAGGAGUUCAAGCUGGGCAGAUCCAAAAUCUUCAUUCGUUUCCCCAAAACUCUGUUCAUGACUGAGGAUGCCCUUGAGGCAAAAAAGCCAGAGAUCGCGGUGAUCCUGCAGAAGUCCUGGCGAGGCUACAGAGAGUGGGCCAAGUAUCAACGCAUCAGACAUGCAGUGAUCGUGAUCCAGUCAGGGUGGCGAGGGAUGAAAGCUCGCAGGAGGGCUAAGAGACGUCGACAGGCUGCAGAGCUGAUCCGCAGAUUCAUAAAAGGUUUUAUCUACCGCAAUGAGGAAUACUGCCCUGAGAAUGAGUAUUUCCUGGAUCAUGUACGCCAGUCCUUCCUCAAAAAGCUGAGCAAAAAUCUGCCCCAGAGUGUUUUAGACAAGAGCUGGCCCACGCCCCCUCCCUCUGUCGUUGAGGCCUCGGAGCAUCUGCAGACGCUGCACAUGCGAAACAUGGUCAUCAAGUACUGCAGGAGGGUCCAGCCUGAGUGGAAGAAGCAGAUGAUGCAGAAGGUCGUAGCCAGUGAGCUUUUCAAGGACCAGAAAGAAAUCUAUCCUCACGGUGUGGGGAGGCUCUUUCUGGACUCCAGGCUUGAACGGGAGCAAAUCAGCCUCAAAGUGCUCCAGACUCUUGGCAGUGAAAAGGUGCAGUACGCCGUUGCAGUGGUGAAGUACGACAGGAGGGGCUUUAAGCCUCGCGCUCGUCAGCUGCUYCUCCUGAACACCUUCGCUGUGCUGGUGGACAGGACCAAGAUCAAACAGAGGAUCGACUACAGCACACUGAGAGGCAUCUCGGUGAGCUCCCACAGCGACGGCAUGGUUGUCCUGCACGUGCCGUGCGAGGACAGCAAGCAGAAGGCCGACGCCGUGCUGCACUGCAGCCACGUGAUCGAGCUGGUGACCAAACUCUCCAUGCUGGCCAGCAAGACCAACUACGUCAAUAUCAGCCCCGGCAGCAUUCGCUUCGCAAUGACCCGAAGCAAAGAAGGAAUAAUUGAUUUCAUCRGGGGACCAGAGCUGAAGGUGGCCAAAGGCAAACGAGGACAUCUGCUAGUGACGGCCCCUCGCAUUAACGCCACAUGAAGAAACAGAAAACAACGUCCAGACAAACACGGAUCCUGACCGGAGGACCGCCACGCAUGAGUUUUCUGCAGCUGACAGGAUUAUACCGACAAAUGCAAAAAUAUACUCAGCAGAAAGAUUAAUUUCUUUUAUAUAUUAAAAAAUUAUUAAUAAUCAAUACUUAUUUAAAAGCAUCACUAAAUUGUAAAAUGAAGUUGUCACUGUUUUCAAA